This is a messenger RNA of Drosophila grimshawi, 1700 nucleotides long. RefSeq lists its product as uncharacterized. Lineage: Eukaryota; Metazoa; Arthropoda; Insecta; Diptera; Drosophilidae. The coding region runs from base 874 to 1665 and encodes 263 amino acids. The transcript is spliced from 6 exons. The record is from RefSeq and is a predicted model, not a curated record.
AAAGGACAACAGUUAAAUAGAAGAUACCAACACUAUUGGUAUCCAGCGGUACGGAGCUGCUGCAAACUCCAUUUGGCAUAAUUCCCCACACACACACACACACACGAACACGAACACACACGCAAACAAACACACACACACACACACAGCCACACACAUCGUCUCAGAAGCUCGCAUACAGCGACACACACAGCAAAAAGUCGAUUUUUCACCAACAUAAAAGUUGUAUAUGUGCAAAACUUUCAAUUGCUGCAUUUGCACACUAGACGCAUAAUUAAAUAACCAACUGUACAAACGCAAAAAAUAUACAAAAAACCGUUCUCAAGAUGUGCAACGCGAGUGUGUGAUAAAGAAGUGAGCAGUCCAGAGGAUUUCCCCAAUUAUUGUUUUUUCCGUAUUCGCGUAUUUGGCUGCCCCAAAAUGCUGAGCUCAUCAUAGAGAGCGUUGAAAAGUUUGUGGCAGCAGCAGCACCAGCAGCACUGAUACAAAACUUUUAGUCAAGCAACCAACACUCUCCAACCCCCAUCCCCGUCCCCCUCAGGCUCAAAAUUGGCCUGUUGUGUUGUGUUUUGUGAUGAUAUGUUUAUGGUAAUAAGUAAAGUGAUAAUAACUCGUGUGACUAGACGCCUAAAAGGCUGUUGAGCAAUGCACAACGGCCGGGGGCAAGCGACGCCGACGACGAGAGCCUGAGUCGGAGACUGAGCCUCAGCCUGAGCCGGAGCCGGAGCUAGAAGUUUGGGGUUUGUGCAGCAACAACAGCAACAGCAACAGCAAUCGAAGUAGAAGCGGGACAACGAUAAGCAAAAGCUACGGCUGCAAAACGAGAACAACAACGACGAGUGGAACGACCAGGUCGACGACUAGGACGCGCACAUGGCGAGCUGGAGCUGGAGCAUCGUGUGCACAACGCUGCUGGCCGGCCUGACGUUACUCACGGUGACCCACACGGUGCGCAUUACGAAUCUCCGAGUGCCGCACACCUACACACUCGAACGUGAUAAUGAGCCAGAUCCUCUGGUGUUGGACUGCGAGUACGAGAUGGGGCCGAUGGAGAAGGGCUUUGUACUCAAGUGGCUGUUCAACAAUCACUCCAUCUACCAGUGGAUACCCUCCGUAAAGGGUUUCGCCAUGGGCUUCAUGAAGGCAAAGAUAGACACCAAAAUAUUCACCAUGGAGGGCAGUCCCGGUGUUAUAUCGAUAAAGAAUCCCGACUGGAACAUGACGGGGGAAUACACCUGUGCCGUGCAAACCUUUGAGUCCACGGAUAAGCGAAGUGCCCGCUUACAAAUAAUCGUUCCUGAGUCCGAUUUCAUGCUGGAGGCACGCAUGGGUGGCGAGCAAUCAGAUGUGGACAUUAUGUGCGCGGUGCAAAAUGUUUUCCCACAGCCGGUGCUCUCUGUCAUCUUCGAUACACACAUACUGGACUCGGUGCUCACACAGUUGGAUCAGAAUCCGAGCGGUCUGUACAGCAUGACGGUGCGGACGCGCAUUCCUAGAGAUCAACUCGAAUCACCCACACCGAUAACAUGUGCGUUUUUCCUGCUUGGCACUAACUAUACCAAACGCAGGGAGACUAUUUUUUAUGAUAAAGCCACAAAUAUACAACGCAAAUGGACAACAGUCGCCGUAGUUAUGUCGAUCGCAUCUUUAGCUUUAAGCAGUUAGUUUCGUAGUGAUUUUUGUAGGCUAUGUACGUAUUU